CCCACCCCCCUCCAACAGCUCCUUCUCCUCUUCCACCCAUGGCCGAGAACACCUACCGCAACCCCCAAAACCAACCUCACCACUUCACCCACGGCAGCGAUCACGGCAUGAAGAGCUACAAAGACGACGACAACUUCACCACUACGCCUCACAACAACAACAACGGCCCCACCACCCAACAAAUCCUCGCUUUCGUCACCCUCCUACCCCUCGGCGCCCUCCUCCUCGGCCUCUCCGGCCUCACCUUCGUCGGCACUCUCAUCGCCCUCGCCAUCGCCACCCCGCUCUUCCUCCUCUUCAGCCCCGUCAUCGUCCCCGCCGCGCUCACCAUCGCGCUCGCCGUCGCCGGGUUCCUGGCCUCCGGCGCCUUCGGGAUCACCGCGCUCUCGUCGCUCUACUGGCUGGCGAAUUACGUGCGGCGGAACAGAGGGAAAGCUCGGGAGCAGAUUGAGCAUGCGAAGUGGCGGCUUCAUGAGUACCCGGCGGGGCAGAAGAUUAGGGAUUUGGGUCAGAAGAUCCAAGAGAGCGUCCGCUAGAUCUUCAGAGCUUCUUCAGUUCCCUCAGAAAUUUCAGCUUUGAUUAGCUUAAUUAGCCCUCCCUGCCUUUUCAAUUCCCAUGUAUGUGUAUUAUCUGGUUUUUCAGUGUUUGUGAGUUGUGAUAUGUAUACUUAAAUGUUUGUUUGUUCGCUAAUAAAAUGGUCUGUUUAAAUUGUGUA
Molecule: messenger RNA, 715 nt
Organism: Ipomoea triloba (trilobed morning glory)
Lineage: Eukaryota; Viridiplantae; Streptophyta; Magnoliopsida; Solanales; Convolvulaceae
Product: oleosin-like
Exons: 1
Coding region: 39-536 (165 amino acids)
Biological process (GO): seed oilbody biogenesis; lipid storage; response to freezing
Cellular component (GO): membrane; monolayer-surrounded lipid storage body
Source: RefSeq, a predicted model, not a curated record